UAUUUUUUGAUAUAAAACCUAUGUAAAUUUAUUAAUAUUUCACUGUGCAAUUUCAUGUUAAUUUUUAGUUUUUCUUGAGUAACCUAAGAUCAUAACUGUCAUAAUCUCAACUUAUUAAUGUUAAAUUUAUUUUACUAUGAAUUUUUAUCUAAAUAAAAAGAUAUCUAAUUAGCUUAUUAUACUACUAGUUUAAAGAUUGAUAAUUAAAAUGUUUCGAUCAAAAAAAAUAGUAAAGCCUGAAAAUUUACAUUCAUUAGAAUAUUUGAAAUAUAUUCAUACCAUACUCAGUAAAAAUCAGAAUGUAACUGAUGCAAAUCGUACUUUAUUAGUUGAAUCAUUUAGAAGUAUGGCUGAAAUUUUAAUAUGGGGUGAUCAAAACAACCCGUUGAUAUUUGAUUUUUUUUUAGAAAACAAUAUGUUUAAUUAUUUUUUACUUAUUAUGGGUCAAAAAUGUGGUAAUUAUGUUUGUGUACAACUUCUUCAAACAUUAAAUAUUAUAUUUGAAAAUAUAAAAAAUAAAACGGCAUUAUAUUACUUGCUAAGCAAUAAUCAUGUCAAUAGCAUUAUUAUUUAUAAGUUAGAUUUUUCAGAUGAAGAUGUUUUAGCAUAUUACAUAUCAUUCUUAAAAACACUGUCUUUUAAACUCAAUUUAAAUACUAUUCAUUUUUUUUACAAUGAAGCUACAAAUGACUUUCCUUUAUAUACUGAAGCAAUAAAGUUUUUUAAUCAUCCAGAUUCUAUGGUACGGACUUAUGUUCGUACUUUGACAUUAAAUGUUUAUAAAGUUGAAGAUGAAAGUAUGUUGCGUUUUAUUAGAGAUAAAACAUGUGCACCAUAUUUUGGAAAUUUAGUGUGGUUUAUGGGAAAACACGUAUUAGAAUUAGAUGCUAGUGCAAGAGCUAAACCUGUUGAUGUAGACACUCAAAAAACUAUUCAAGACCAAUAUAGAGUAAAACUUGCUGAUCUUGUUAGCUCACAUUUGGAUGAUUUGCAUUAUUUAAAUGAUAUUUUGAGCCUUAAAGUGGACAUACUCAAUGAAGUUCUUGUGGAACAUUUGAUGGAUAAGCUUUUCAUACCUUAUUAUAUCCAUUCAUUAGCUCCGCCUGACAAAUACAUUAUUGUGGAAACUGAAGAAUUUGUUGAUGCAGUUAAACAGCAACCUUUAAUGAACGGUGAUAUUUGUUUGUUUCUUUUGACUCAAGUAUUUCUAAUAAUUCAUCAAGAGAAAUUAGUAGGGCCAUUAGCAAAGUUUUUGUUGGACAGCAGUUCCCAUUUAAUGUGUCAAGUUGUUCAUGAACCAAAAAUAAAGGAUCAAAUAUCAAUUAAAUUACCUGAAAAUGAUCAAGGAUCAGAACAGAAAUUAGAAAAUAAUUCUUUGGAAUCUGAUGUUUUAGAGUUUAAGUCAUUUGCUUACAUGAAUAUAACAGAUGAAGAAAAAGAAAUACUUAUGUCUAAAAAUGAAGGUUUAAGCCCCUCACGUAGUAAAUGUAUAGAAUCCAUUUACAAUCAACUUGAAGUUGAAAAAUCGGAUAGCUCUGCAUUAUUUGGCAUUUGUCUUUUAUACGCAUUAUCACAAAAUUGUGGUGUUGCAAAACAGUUUUUUGAAGGCUUUUUGACACCUGUUGAUAUUGAUGAAACCUCUAGUUUAUUUGUUCAUGGUGAUGAAAGAGAAAAGCUUAUUGAUAAAUUAGUUAAUAUAAUUGCAGUAUCAUCUGAUUCCAAAUGCAGUGUUCGAUCAGUAACUUUAGAAAUGGCUAUUGAAUUACUAAAAAAAUUAACAAUUAAUGAAAACAAAUUUUGUAUAUCAGAUAAACAUGUUGCAAUCAUUUAUAAUGCAAAAGAAAAAAUUUUACCUAUUCUUCGUCAGUUUUUUAAAAAAGAAGAAAUGUUUUUGGAAUUAUUUGAAGAUGAGUAUAAUGAAAUGUUUAGAGAAAAAUUAGAUGUUCAACGAUUAAUGAGCGAUUCAACAUUAUUACUACCUCCAGCUCUCUCACCUAUGACAGGAAUUCCUCUUUCUAAACGGUUACCAUGUGGUGAUGUUGAAAAAACUAGACAUUUUAUUUGUGCAUUUCUUCUUAUAAGAAAGCUUCUUAUGAUAUAUGAAGAACAAGAAGAAACUCAACUGCCACUAGUGGAUAGAAAAAAAUGUUUUGCUUUUGAUACUCCAAUUAAUUUAAAUGGUAAUGAUUUAAUUACAUGUAUGAUAGUCUCAGAAAAUGGUGCCAAAACUAGGAGAUACCUUUCAAUAAUAAACAAUCAAUUAGUCCUUGUUGAACCACAUAGCCGUUUCUUAGGUUGGGGUGUUUGUAAACUUUCAUGUUAUCUUCAAGAUACUGAAGUUACUAAAAUUGAUAACGAAACUAAAACCCUUCACAUUACUAUGCAUGGAUCUAAAUAUAAAAUAACUCAAACAACAAAAUUAAUGUUUGAUGAUCAUAUUCGUUGCAAUGCUGCCAGACAAAAAUUAUUAAAUGGCCGUGUAAAAGCUAGACGAAAACAACUUGCUCAAAUAGCAAACUUACUGGAAAUGAGUAAUUGUGAAACAAGUUAUGCAACUGGAAAUCCUACCCAAAAACAAAAACAUGGGCACCAAUUAAGAAUUCAUUAUACUGAUGUAGCAGUGCAUACAUCUGGUGUUAUUCCAUCAUACUCUAUGUCAAUUGAAUCAACUGGCGAUGAGUAUAGUGCUGAUUCAAAUUGCAGCAGCAUUGCACACUCAAGAGAUUCAUCACCAAUUUCAAAAUUAUCCGAUGAUAAAGAUAAUUCUAGAAAGUCUUCACUGGUUGUUUCAUUACAGGAAAAAAAUGAACCUAAACGUAAAGGUAGAAUAGAAACUGUAUAAUAUUUAAAUAAUUAGCUACAGUAAUAAGAAUAUACAAAUAUUUCCUGGAUUUAUAGUAUAAAUUUCAAUUUUUAUAUCAUAUUAUGUGUUUAUAUUUAAUAGAUAACUAACAACAUGUUAAAUUAUCUGUUAUUUCAAGUUAACAAAUGAAAGCCAAAAAUGAAGAUUAAUAUUUUUUAUAUAAUAAUCCAGGAAGUUUUACUGUCUAGAUUCCUAAGCAUGUCUUGUGAUAUUUAGUUUUAACUUUGUUAACUAAUGAUAAAAUCUGUAUUACCUUUUUGUUAACUUAAAUUAUACAGUUUUUUUUUAAGUAAUUAUUUAUUUAUAUUGUUUGUUUUAUUGUAUAUAAAUAUAA
Daktulosphaira vitifoliae (grape phylloxera) is the source of this 3197-nucleotide messenger RNA. Its product is annotated as protein CLEC16A homolog. The record is from RefSeq and is a predicted model, not a curated record. Lineage: Eukaryota; Metazoa; Arthropoda; Insecta; Hemiptera; Phylloxeridae. Gene Ontology annotation, biological process: endosomal transport; regulation of autophagosome maturation; endosome to lysosome transport. The transcript has 18 exons. The coding region runs from base 209 to 2842 and encodes 877 amino acids. Gene Ontology annotation, cellular component: endolysosome membrane; late endosome.